GCGAUAGAGAGAGAGAGAGGGAGGCUAGCUAGAUGCGUGGCUUGGGGUAAAGCUGUUAAAACGGGAAGCUAAGCCUACUGAGAUCCAACUGCUUAGCUUCAUCAAGCUUUUGGGUGAUACACUCGGUGUUGUGAGCAGGGCUUCAUUUUGUCUUCACUUUCUCGCUCUCCUUCAAGCCCAUCCCUAUAUUUAACCCCUCCCCCCAAUUUCAUCAUCACUCGGAAUUUCUCUGCCUAUCUAUAUAUCUAGCCAUCUAUCUCUAUCUAAUUUCUAUAUCUUAAGUAAAUGUCACCAACAGAGCCAUGGCUCCUCCAGAGAUUGCCCUCGCGUCCAUGACCAGACACCCUCCCAAUCAGCCAAACCCUAAAAUGUGGAACCCCGAAGAAGAUGACUCCUGGGAGGUCAGAGCUUUUGCGGAGGACACGCGAAACGUCAUGGGAACCACUUGGCCCCCCAGGUCCUACACCUGCACCUUCUGCAGAAGGGAGUUCCGUUCCGCCCAAGCUCUCGGCGGUCACAUGAACGUCCACCGCCGUGACCGGGCUCGCCUCCACCAAGUCCAGCCCAACUCUUCGAUCAUAAUCCCAGCGCAAGACCUCGUUCCUAAUAAUGGCUUGUGCCUUCUCUAUCGUUUACCACCAGCGCCUAAUAAUCCCACCUUUGCCUUCGCCAACACUGGUCCUACCCCAACUGAUCCCAGUGCAUUUGCUGAAUCACCUUCCUCUCUCCUCUCCAUCUCGCCCUAUCCACCCAACAAGUUCGAUUUUUCUGUGCUGCGCUCCGGCUGCAAUAUUUCCUCUUUCUCUAAUAACUCCACCGAAGUGGAACUGCCCACAACCAACUCCUCCGAUGACGGCAGCGAAGAGCUCGAUCUAGAGCUCCGGCUAGGCCACGGGCCAACACCGACCUGACAAAGCCUGAGUAAUUAUUGGUCGUUGUGCAUGAGAUGCACAAAGGUUGAGUCAAUUUAUUAUAAAUUGAUAACUAUUGCUCCUUAAUUUGCAGCGUGUAGAGAAGACUUGCUUUGUUGACGCCCGUGUAUUACACUGCCAACUAUGCCUGCCUCUCGUAGGCUUUUUCUGGGUGCUUGUGGAAGAGAUUAAAUUUGGGGCAGAAGAAGGAGGAAGCGGCUGAGGAAAGGAGAUGGCACCGUGUAAAUUUUUAGAGUUAAAAGAAAAACAAAAAGAUGUAAGAAGUGUUAAUAUUUCAGGAUCAAAAAGAAGAGAAGAUUAGGGUUUUGAAGGAUGGAGACUGAUAAUGGUUGCAGUGCAGUGUCAUUUUCCAUUUCAGGUGUCUCAGUACAUAUAUACAAGUCCGUCUGAAUAUUCGUUUCCGUGAGAAUUAUAUAUUUUCUAGCACUCCGGUAAUUAAGUAAAUCAUGGUUUCACA
Molecule: messenger RNA, 1389 nt
Organism: Prosopis cineraria
Lineage: Eukaryota; Viridiplantae; Streptophyta; Magnoliopsida; Fabales; Fabaceae
Product: transcriptional regulator SUPERMAN
Exons: 2
Coding region: 303-911 (202 amino acids)
Source: RefSeq, a predicted model, not a curated record